AUGGAUCGCAAUCUAGCCACUGCUAAUCGUCUUCUUGUUGCAAAGUUGAAGCAGGAGUCUCCUGAUAAUGACACAUCUGAGCAGAGGCUUAUGCAGUUGACCAUGAAGCAUCCGGAGUACUCACAAGACUAUUCGUUCCCGUCACACUCCAGUGAAUGGCUUGUAUCCGAUGUUGGAAUGAAGACGUCGACGGAGAUGAACUCAACGGAAAUGAUAGCUGUUGACUGUGAGAUGGUUCUUUGUGAAGAUGGUAGUGAAGGUUUGGUUAGAGUCGGUGCUGUUGACCGUGAUCUAAAGAAAGAAUUGCAGCCCUUUCUUUCUAGUGGUGUUAUUUUGGUGGGUCAUAGUUUGAACUCUGAUAUGAAAGUGUUGAAGAUAGAUCAUCCUAAAGUAAUUGAUACAUCACUUGUGUUCAAGUUUUCCAAUGAACAAAAGUCCAGAAAACCUUCUCUUAAUGACCUUUGCAAGGCAAUUUUUGGUAACGAAGUCCGUAAAGAAGGUGUUUCUCAUGAUUGUGUAGAAGACGCAAUAGGUGCGAUGAAAAUUGCACUUGCUUAUAUAGAGAAACGAGUUAACACAAUGAUUUCACCAACUAAAGAGAUGCUGAAGGCCGAGAAAGCAAGACUCUUUCUUCAUAGGAUCCCUCGCUAUGUGCAAGCUGAAAAACUGAGCCUUGCUCUCGCUGGAGGUUUUCGUUCCGAAGAGUUUAAAGUUAAUGUCAAGUCAGCAAAGACACAGGGAGAUUACUAUUCUGCAAUUAUUGUUUUCAACAGUGCUGUAGAAGCUGAUCAAGCGUUUCAAAACUUUAAUGGAUGCAUACAGAGGGUAAAUUUAGAAACUCUUACUUUGUCGAUGAUCGUAAGUUUGGAAGUGAUGGAAUGUGUUUGGAUUGACUUGCCUUGA
Microthlaspi erraticum is the source of this 903-nucleotide messenger RNA. The record is from the annotation of a GenBank genome assembly. Lineage: Eukaryota; Viridiplantae; Streptophyta; Magnoliopsida; Brassicales; Brassicaceae.